UCCAGCCAAUCGGCGUGUGGCGCAGCGCCUCCUCCCAUCACGCCCCUCUGUUGUCGGCAGUAUGGCCGUCGUCUUGUAGCUGCUGCUGCUGCUCAGAGAUUAAAGCUGCACUGCUCUCAAACAUGUCUGCUGUGCUUUUCCUCAAAACCUCGCUGAGCAGACUCCCUCCCCGGGUCGCUCGGCAGGUUGUCGGCUGCUGUUACUAUCACACCAAGCAAGGAGUCUACGGGUACCGACCCAAACAGACCGAGAGCCAGCUCCAGUAUCAGGUCGACCGCAUCGCAGCGCUCAAUCAAGAUCAUGGUCUGGCUCGUCUGGUGGAGGCAUACAGAGCACAUGGACACAAGGCUGCUAAAAUUAACCCCUUACUACCCCAAAAGCCUGUUGCUGACAGUGUCCCCGAGAUAGACGUGCUGAAGGAGACAGUCAGAGGACAACUCAACACAUCAGGUCUACAGCAUUUUGGCAAAGCGGAGGCUUCAGUCGAAGAGGUUCAGGCCUACCUGGAAGAAGCCUACUGUGGCCACCUGUCAGUGGAGAUCAGCCAGCUGAGCAGCCUGGAGGAGAGGGAGUGGUUCGCUGACCGCUUUGAGGAACUCAAGAAGAAGAGUUUCUCCGCAGAGGAAAGGAGGCAGCUGGCCAAAGUCAUGCUUGAGUCUCAGGAAUUUGACCACUUCCUGGGCACCAAGUUUGCUACUGUGAAGCGUUAUGGAGGAGAAGGAGCAGAGAGCAUGAUGGGUUUCUUCUACGAGCUUUUCUACCAGUUGGCCCACAGCGGAGUCACUGACAUUGUCAUCGGCAUGCCGCACAGAGGCCGCCUCAACCUCCUGACAGGCCUGCUGAAGUUCCCACCAGAGCUCAUGUUCCGAAAGAUGCGCGGCCUCAGCGAGUUUCCUGACACCUCGCCUGCCAUCGGCGACGUCCUCUCCCACCUCACGUCCUCAGUGGAGUUAGAUUUCGGUGCUGGACACCCUCUUCACGUGACCAUGCUACCCAACCCGUCUCACCUCGAGGCGAUCAACCCCGUGGCUCAGGGCAAAACCAGAGCCAGACAGCAGCUCAGGAAGGAAGGAGACUAUUCACCCGAAGACAAGGCUCAGUCUGGAGACCAAGUCGUCUGUCUGCAGGUCCAUGGUGACGGCUCUUUCACUGGCCAAGGGAUCGUUCCAGAAACUUUGACCCUUUCAAACCUUCCUCACUACAGAGUCGGCGGGAGCAUCCACCUCAUUGUGAACAACCAAGUGGGUUACACCACUCCGUCGGAGAGAGCGAGAUCCUCUUUGUACUGUAGCGAUGUCGGUAAGAUGGUGAACUGCGCCGCGAUCCAUGUAAAUGGGGAUGAUGCAGAGGAGGUCCUGCGGGCCACCCGGCUGGCUGUGGAGUAUCAGCGGCUUUUCAGGAAGGACGUCAUACUGGACCUGAUCUGCUACCGUCAGUGGGGCCACAACGAGCUGGACGAGCCUUUCUUUACUAAUCCUGCCAUGUAUAAAAUCAUCCGAUCCCGUAAGAGUGUUCCUGACGCCUACUCAGACCAGCUGAUCGCAGAGGGGCUGAUGACCGAUGUCGAACGUGACGAGAUCAAGUCCAAAUACUACAGCAUGCUCAACGACAAGCUGUCCAACAUGACCCUGUACAGCCCUCCACCCACCAACCUGCAGGGCCGCUGGGGCGAUCUGGUGGAACCCCAGGCCAGAGUCACCACCUGGGACACAGGUGUCCCCGUUCCUCUGCUACAGUUUGUCGGAGCAAAAUCCGUGGACAUCCCUGAGCAAAUCCAGCUGCACAGCCACCUUGGAAAGACCCACGUACAGGCUCGGUUGCAGAAGUUGCAAGAAGGGACCAAACUGGACUGGUCCACAGCAGAGGCCUUGGCUUUUGGCUCUCUCCUCUCUCAAGGCUUUAAUAUCCGAAUCAGCGGACAGGAUGUCGGAAGAGGAACGUUCAGUCAGCGACACGCCAUGGUGGUGUGUCAAGACACUAAUGACAUGUACAUCCCUCUAAACCACAUCAGUGAUCAGCAGACAGGUUUCCUCGAGGUGUGUAACAGCCCGCUGUCUGAAGAGGCGGUGCUCGGAUUUGAAUACGGUAUGAGUAUCGCUCAGCCGAAGCUCCUUCCCAUCUGGGAGGCUCAGUUUGGAGAUUUCUUCAACGGAGCGCAGAUCAUCUUUGAUACCUUCAUCUCUGGAGGUGAAGCUAAAUGGCUGCUACAGAACGGGAUGGUGAUCCUGCUGCCUCACGGUUACGAUGGAGCCGGACCUGAGCAUUCAUCCUGUCACAUGGAGCGCUUCCUCCAGAUGUGUGACAGUAAAGAGGAGGGAGUGGACGGCGACAAUGUGAACAUGGCUUUGGUCAACCCAACCACUUCUGCUCAGUACUUCCACCUGCUGAGGAGACAGAUGAUCCGAAACUUCCGCAAACCCCUCAUCGUGGUCGGACCCAAGACUCUGCUUAGAUUUUCCGGGGCAGUUUCCAGUCUGGCUGAAAUGGCACCAGGAACGUCUUUCAGACCUGUGUUGGGUGAUACUUCAGUCUCAGCACAAAGUGUCCAGAGGGUGGUGCUGUGCUCAGGGAAGCAUUACUAUGCCCUGCUGAAACAGAGGGAGACAUCCGCAGCCAACCAGAACACAGCACUCAUCCGUGUGGAGGAGCUGUGUCCGUUCCCACUGGAGCCUCUGCAGCAGGAGCUCAAAAAAUACACCAAUGCUAAAGAGUUUGUAUGGAGUCAGGAGGAGCCUCAAAACAUGGGUCCCUGGUCUUUUGUAGCUCCCAGGUUUGAGAAGCAGUUGGCCUGCAAGCUGCGGUUAGUAAGCCGACCCGCUCUGCCCGCCCCUGCCGUCGGUAUCGGGACCCUCCAUCAGCAACAACAAGAGGCCAUCCUCACCGCUACCUUCUCAUAAGACUCAACAAACCUGGGAACCAAAACACCCAGUACACCAGAGUCAGUACUACACUACAUACUGUAUCUGCAGUGGUCUUCCCACCGUCAUCACGAAGUGUGCAGGGCUGCUGCAUGGCAGAUACACGGGACCUUUAAGACGAUGUGGAUGUGCAUUAUAAAAAUAAAUCGGCCUAUUGAACUUAAUAGUGAAUACAGGUUUUAAUUAGGUUUUUCCCCCUUUCUCUCAUCUACUAUGCCUGUAUAUUUAUGUGUGACGUAUAAGGCACUACUGUAAGAAAAUAAGAUCUGAAUGGAGGCCUUAGAGACAAUGUUUACAAUGUCAUUCUAGUAAAGAGGCACUUCAGUCGUCUCACGCUGCUCUGUACAACAAAUUAAGUUGUUAGGAAUCACUGAGCAUUACCCUUUAAGUAUCUAUGUAAGAAUGCACGUCCUUUACCUGGAUUUAUGAAUGAACAAAGAGAGAUGUUACCGUUUUGACUGUUAAAUGUCGAGUUAAACAUAUUUGGACAUUUCGUGGUACAAAUUUGGGCUUGAGAAGUACUUGAACAUAAUUAUUUAAUCGUGGUUUAAACUACAAAAUAAAGGGCUAAUGUAAAUAAACCAGAUCAGAAUAUUCAAAUGGAAAUAUUUUCAAAUAAAUCUAUUUUCAUGUU
Larimichthys crocea (large yellow croaker) is the source of this 3552-nucleotide messenger RNA. It is a transcript of the gene dhtkd1, whose product is annotated as dehydrogenase E1 and transketolase domain containing 1. Gene Ontology annotation, molecular function: oxidoreductase activity, acting on the aldehyde or oxo group of donors, disulfide as acceptor; thiamine pyrophosphate binding. Lineage: Eukaryota; Metazoa; Chordata; Actinopteri; Sciaenidae. The transcript is spliced from 17 exons. The record is from RefSeq and is a predicted model, not a curated record. The coding region runs from base 123 to 2897 and encodes 924 amino acids.